CCUGCAUUUAUUCACCUGUAGCGGGGAGUUAGCCGGCUUUAGGACCCAGGGUCCGCGAUUUUCCUCUCCAGCUGCUGCGGUCUGAAAACUGGCGAAGAGGGAAGAUCGAGAGGAGAAACCCAAAUUUCACACCGGAUUAAAUACACUUGAAAACCACACUCUUGCCUGUGCCGAAAGUCACAACUUCGAAUUCCCCAUCUUGUAUUGGUGAUUCAAGCUCACUUGGAAAUCCAAAGGGAAUCCAUUUGGGGCGUAAGACCAGAGACAGAUACGGUACGGACUGUCUUGACGAAACCCCCCUGGACUUUCAGAACCGAAAACCGACGAGAUUAGUGGACUGCAACGGCUGAGAUCCAGAAACGCGAAAUUCUCACAUCUCCUGAUAUAUGCUUAUCAUCUGUACGCAGGACGAGUGGUGCCUGGCUCUAUACGCAGAGGACCUUUCACUUCAGUUUGCACUUGAAGUCUCACCACCCUUGAGGAAUGCAGUGUUAAAAGAACGCAUAUGCAGGUGGAUCCCUCUCCAAUGAAUAUAGGGGAUGGAGGUACAGUGAGCCGAGAGAGCGGAGCUCCAGCCAGGGCAUCCGGGACCAUGGUGGGCAACCCCCCGCAGACACUUCCCCCCGAGCUCCGAGGAGACGUACCGCACAGCCAGCAGGGAAAGCUGAGGACCGCCCCCGACUGCAAGACACCGGACGCGUGUUCGGAGGCCACUCACUCCAACUACUGCUCUGACGCCCUUCCCCCGUCCCAGAAGGGUCAUCAUACUCCAGUUCCGGGCCCCCCGGCCAUGAAUUCCACUUUACACGAGAGAGCGGAGUGCCACAAGGCCAAGGCCGACGGCAGCGCCGGGGUCUACCCUGCUCACCCGUGGACUGGCGGGAAAAAGGCUGGCGUGGAGGGCCCUGUGAAUGCAAGUCAUGGGGCAAUGGGCAUGAAUAAGAAGAACUGUGCUCCAGGCCCCUCGGUCAUUAGCCUCCCCCCUGGCUUCCAGUGUUCCACGCUGUUCCUUUCCUCCACCAACUUCCCCUCUCCACUCUGUAAGAUCACCCUGCCUCCGGGCACCGGGCAGAUCGCUGCACUGAGAAAGGCCACGGCCAGCCAGUUCCAGAAGGUACCCGAGGGUGCCCAGCAAACCCCACCGAACGCCCAGAGCCCGGGCGUGGCCCCUCUGCUGCACACGUACCCAUACCACUUCCAAGCAGGGCGAGGCCCCGCUUCCGAAAAGAGACCCCCCUCGACAAAGCUCCGAUGCGACGCGUCCAGCAGCAAAAACUCUAAGCUGGGGAUAGAGCAAAAGACUCCCGCUGCUUCUGCAGUGUCCCCCAGCAUCACCGUCCCAAUUCAGCCCCAACCGCCCUCUCCCGCACCCCCAACGCGCUUCACUAUCUCCCCCUCGGCUGCCAUCUGUUGCAGCCCUGCACUGGCCAAUGUUACCACUCCUAAGUUACUGAACCUCAUGGACAAAGGUCCACCUUACCGCAGUGCUGAUAAGACACCAUUAGCGUAUUUGAAACUGAAGUCUCCAUCCGCCACAGAGGAGCACUCUGUUGGAUGCUCUAUCGAGGAGAGGGAUGUACCUCUGGAUCUGUCCUCCAAGUCCAAACGACAGAAGAGCAACACCAGUGAACUCCAGAGCAACCCCACGCCUGCCACAGAGCAUCGCCCAACUGAGGGUAAUCAAAAGAAUGUCCCAAAUACUCUGAAAAGGACCCAGGCCACUGGUUUUGCUUCAGCUCCAUAUUCCAUUUUGCCGGACACCCAGAGAAAUGGCUCUAAUCCAAAGCCCCCUUCAUCCAAGCUGUUCAACCAUCAAACACUUGAGCCAGCAACAUCCUGGUCCAAACAUUCAACCAUCAGCACCAUCCCCGGGACCUAUGUUGGUGUUGCUAGUCCAAUUCUAGCUUCAACUCUACGCAGCAAAGACGGUAAAGGGGCAGCUUUUGUGGAAGACCUCCAAAGUUUCGCUAAGCAGGAGACCAUCUCCAUUGUGGACCAAGGGGAGCAGCUUUCCUCUCUUGGGAAGGAGCCGCCAUUUGCGGCGAAAAGCUCCCAGCACAGCAAAAGCGUCAAACUCCCAAACAGCACUAGCUCUGUUGGAGCACAGGCGUAUCCCUCCAAGGACACUCUCCCCACGGGCCUGCCACCUCCGGCCAACUCGCACCUCCAUCGGAAGGGUGCCAGCGGCAAGGCCCCAAUCUCGUACCCUCCCGCUGGCAUCAAGCCGCUGUGGGAAAAACCUGCUGUGCUCCCUCAGGGGACAUCGGUCCAGCGAAAGGCCGUCCAGGGAAGUCCCAAAACCAAGGCGGCAGCUAGCUGCGAGGGAACAGUGUUCCACCCUCCUCCCAAGCUGGAAGAUGAGAAGUGGGGGAUAAAUAACAAGUCUCCUCUGUCGAACUUGGAGUCCAUAGUCAAGCAAAAGGCCCUGGAGACCACAGCUCUCACUGGUGAGACGUACUGUGGACUGUCCUCUGUUGGGUCCCGGAGACCAGAGAUAACAAGCCCUCUCACGGGGUGCCAGAACUCUCCGCUGCAGCCGCCAGCCCCUGUUGGAAUCCCACCUUUCCGAUCAGUGGAGAGGAGGGACUCAAAGCCGGAGAGAACCUCCUUUACAGGGGAGCCCAUGCAAACCAGCAAACGCCCAGAGAAACUGCUCGCUGCAGGGCAGAGAGAGAAUAGUAUGGACAGGCGUGGGAAGUCGGAGGAGAGCAAGGCGAGCAAGGAAAGCGAAGCACCCAGCAAAAAUUCCUGGUCGAACCAAUUGUCCAGUGGUGACAGUCAGGGCAGCAGGGAGGAGACGGAGAAAGAUGUAACUGAGAAAAGAGCAGCGGAGAUUGAGAAAGAGGAGAAGUCAGCAGCCCAGAAGGAGCCCUCAUCACAAAUAAAGGUCGAGGGCAUCGCACUGUCCAUGCUUCAGGGUCAAACUGCCGUGGAGACAAAGGUGGAGAGGAGAACUAACGGCACCAAAGAAGCCUCCGCUUUCAGUGACCGAGGCACCGCGGACAAACAGAAGGCCAGUCCGAAAAAGGCAGGGAAGGAGAAAGCAACACUAGAGAGGCCGAAGAAAACCCCUCCUAAGAGACCACUGGACAAGCACAGCCCUAAUGCGAAGCAAGGGAGUCUCCUCAAGAAGAGAAAGGUGUCGCCCGCAGCACCAGACCAGGGCCUUGAGAAGGAGGCGUCCGCCCCACAGCCAAAGGAGGGGACGAAGCGGCGUAAGGGGAAGAUUGCUGACCCUACCUUGGCACCAGAGACCCCCGGACCAGCUUCCAGCAAAGCAGAUGCUGAGAGCACCCCUGCUACCGGUUCCAGGGGCCCCACAGAUAAUCAGGCAUCCCACAACAGCCCCAGCCGGCCAGGCAAGGAGACGCCCGCCUCCCUUGACACCCCCAGCUCCAGGCCGAGGAGGGGCAGACGCCGCUCGGAGGAGAUGCUACAAAGCGACUGGGGCUUUGCCGCCACGUCUCCUCCCCCUCCUCCUCCUCCUCCUCCUCAUCCACCACCCGCAGAACCCCCCAGCGGCACACCUCCGCCCCCGGCUAGCACUCCUGCGGUCCCCGUGCGCAGACCCCGGGGCAGGCCGCGGCUCAACCCCCUGCCGGAGGACGCCGAGCUGGGGAAGGCCAGGCCGACACCGUCCGCCGAGGCAGAGACACCCGCCAUGAAGAAAAGACGGAGAUGCAGAAAUAGGAAGUACCAGAAUGGGGAGUACAUCACGGACAAGCACAAGGCCGUGGAUGGUGAGAGGGAAGAGCGGUACACCUCAACCAGGCAGAGCGCUCGAAUGGGAACAGAUGCGAGGACUGGCAUGUACCCGCGCCUCAGCGCCACGCUGACCCGCCGAUCGCCGAGCCCGGACCUCAGUCCCCGGAGACCUUUGUUCACACGCUCCGGUUCCAUCCGGCGCCAGGACGGCCAAAGCCCCGUGGACUCCACGGACAAGCCGGCGGGGAAGAGGAAGUUCAAGAGCAAGCAUUUAAUCACGGACUCCGAAGACCAGAAGAAGCUGAAGACCAAACGCGGAAGCUUGGGCAAGGACGAGGAGAGCCCUGUGGCUAAGAAGCCGGGGGGCACUUUGGCCUCUCCCAAGGGGCUGCCCUCGCCGGUGCCCGUCAGGAAAGGCCCCUCGGGGAGGGGAGGAGUGGCUCCUGAGUCGCCCCCAGGUCGCCCCGUUCCCCCCGAGGUCCGACGGCUGAUUGUCAAUAAAAACGCUGGGGAGACUUUGCUUCAAAGGGCUGCCCGCCUAGGGUACCAGGAUGUGGUUCUUUACUGCCUGGAGAAAGACGCACAAGAGGUCAAUCGCCGCGACAACGCCGGGUACACAGCACUCCAUGAGGCGUGCGCCCGUGGCUGGACACACAUAGUGCAGCUGCUCCUGGAGCACGGGGCCGACGUCAACUGCAGCGCGCAGGACGGCACACGGCCGAUUCAUGAUGCGGUGGCGGCCGAUAACCUCCCUGCUGCGUGGAUUCUGCUUCACCACGGGGCUGACCCCACUCUGGCCACCUACUCUGGACAGACUGUGGUCAAGCUGGCCCAGAGCCCAACAAUGAAGAGCUUUCUCAAAGAGUAUUUCACUGACUUGGAGGGACGCACUGACCAGGACCCCAGCCUUCCGUGGGAGUUCUACAGCAGCGCGGUGUUCGAAACGGACGAGGACCCGUGCUGGGACUUUCUAUUGUCCGGGCCUGAUGAGGACGACGGUGGGUCGGAGUCCGGCCAAGACAAGGAUUCGGAUGCCGACUGCUUGUUGUUUGAGUUCUCCUCCGAGCCACUCUUGCCCUGUUACCACGUUCAAGUAGCAUUGACACAAGGGUUCUGCAACUGGUUCCUGUUGUCUGACGUCCUGAAACGGCUAAAGAUGUCGGCUCGGAUCUUCCGGGCGCGCUAUCCGCACUUGGAGGUGGCGAGCAUCCCCAAGGUGGAGCUGAAGAAGCAGGUGUCCAUCAGCCAGACCAACUCACCGCCCACGGAGCUGCAUGCGGACGAGGAAGACGAGGAGAAGGAGGAGGAGCAGGAGGAGGAAGAGGAGGAAGGAGAUGAGACAGGCGUGCUGGUGGAUCUUGUGCGCUGCGUGCCUGAGCUACAGGGACUGUUAGGCUCCUCCAUCCAGCUCCUCCGAGCAGAUGACGAGGACGAUGAGGAGGAGGAAGAGGAGGAGAAGAAGAAGAAGACGAAGAAAAAGGAGAGGGAGAGAUCCGAGGAAGAGCGUGAUAGGAGGAAGAGGAGGAGUGAUGGCAACAGACUAUGUAGCCGGUAGCUGUACCUCUCACCCCCCCACUCCCCCCCCCGCCCCAGCUGAACCCAAACCUGAACGGAAUCUAAACCUUUAACCCAAACCCUGCCAGAGCUCGACCUCACUCCCCAGGCUUCUCCAGAGAGCACUAGAUCAAAAUGAACCUGUGACAGAAGUGCCGUCCGUUAUUGUGACCUUGGGAAAAGACGAGUUUAUCCCAUGUCGGGUCAGGGUGUGUGUGUGUGUGUGUGUGUGUGUGUGUGUGUGUGUGUAGGGAGGGGGUGGGUGGGUUAUACUAUGGCAACCAGUUUCCUGUUAACCAGUACCAGCACUUUCUACGUUUCAGCUUCUCCAGAGGAGACCUUGUUUGUUUUUGGUUUGUUUUGUUUUUUCACAGGCUCGCUGUUGACCUUUGACCUCUGUAUUGUAAAACGCAGAGGUCACUGGCCAGUGAUGUCACUUCUUACGGUAAUGCCACUGAGGGACUGAUGAUGGGGGAGGAAUGGGUAGUGUUGGGGAGCAACUUUCAGGUUACCUCCUGUGGGUGAUUUUUCAUGCCCUGACAAUUGAAACACCAACUCGCGGUUUUAUGAUAAUCCAUAGGUGUACUUGUAAAUAUAUACUGUAUGUAUAUCUUGCCAGCAGGGUGAACAUAUGGUUGUAAUGUAUGCUUGAUAUUUGUUUUGCAGGGGGUUGUUUUUGUUUUCAGACGGUGGGGUUUUUCUUUCUUCCAGGGAGAUAAUCCAAGGCUUUUUUUGUUGUGAUUUUUCCCCCUUCUUUAAUUGGUGAACUCUUGUGUGCAGCUAAGAAGCUUACUUUCAGCUCACUGUGGCAAAAGGGCCACUGAGCCAGAUGGCUGACGGUAAACCUGUGUGAACCCCAGCGUUCAGCCGGGAAGGCCCUGGGAGAGAGAAGACAGCCACGCAUCACCUCAUCUGAAAUCAAAAUGGCCUCCUCCAGCACCCCCCACCCCUCCCUACCCUCUUACUGAGGUGACUGGAAUGAAAAAGUAUUGUGGCGCUUUGUACCUGACUGCCGUGCUUCUAAAUUUGGUCCUGUACAACAUUUUUUUUUUUUUUUUUUUUUUUUUUAAAAGCGAUUCUGCAGGCUUGUGUUGAUUUGAGGAGAGAAGGAUGGAGCUAUUCGACCUCACCUUGAUGCCCACAAUAAGCACUUUGUGUCUUAAACAUCUACGAGGGCUGAUUUAAGAGAUGACAAAGGAAGUGCUGGCUCUUCUGCUUUCACUAAUGCAGUAAUUUUGAAAUCGUUGACAAUAAGACAGGACGCCAUUUUCUUUUUAUUACUGGAGAUGAAGUGGGGCAUCGGACAGUUAAGAUGAGACUCAUGUUCUUCUUCCUGUCUCCGCUUCCCUGUGUCAUGGCCUGAGUCAUACAACACUAAUUUUUAGUUGACACUGAGCAUGGUCUUUUAUUUCCUUCUCUCCUCAUUUUGUUUGCCGUGCAUUUACGUGAUAAUCGUUUUUGAAUCAUGCCAUUAUGCCAGUAUUUUGGGCUCCUACAAAAAUCUGGUGGAACAAAUAAAUAUGAAGGUUUAUGAGCUUGAAUAACUAGAUUCCAGGACCUGGGGUGAUUGUCAUCCUUUAAUUUUGAUGUUAUUGACCUCAUGAAAUGGACUUGUGGUUGGUGAUUAUUUUUCAGUCUGUUUGAUUCUCCCAGACCCCCCUCCCCACUUCCAGUCAAAAAUAAAACAAAACAAAAAAUUCAGUCAA
Alosa sapidissima (American shad) is the source of this 6965-nucleotide messenger RNA. It is a transcript of the gene bcorl1, whose product is annotated as BCL6 corepressor-like 1. Gene Ontology annotation, molecular function: protein binding; transcription corepressor activity. Gene Ontology annotation, cellular component: nucleus. The record is from RefSeq and is a predicted model, not a curated record. NCBI's taxonomy places the organism in Eukaryota, Metazoa, Chordata, Actinopteri, Clupeiformes, Clupeidae. Gene Ontology annotation, biological process: negative regulation of transcription by RNA polymerase II. The transcript is spliced from 13 exons. The coding region runs from base 506 to 5260 and encodes 1584 amino acids.